Molecule: messenger RNA, 978 nt
Organism: Saccharomyces eubayanus
Lineage: Eukaryota; Fungi; Ascomycota; Saccharomycetes; Saccharomycetales; Saccharomycetaceae
Gene: BSD2
Product: Bsd2p
Exons: 1
Coding region: 1-978 (325 amino acids)
Biological process (GO): vacuolar transport; positive regulation of protein ubiquitination; ubiquitin-dependent protein catabolic process
Cellular component (GO): Golgi apparatus; endoplasmic reticulum; perinuclear region of cytoplasm
Source: RefSeq, a predicted model, not a curated record
AUGCCGGAUCAAGAAUCUCCGAUAGCACAGGAAAUGAAUACGCUGCAUGUUGGCUCACUUACUGAUGGUACGAAUAUUGGAAAUGUAGAGCGAGCUAGAGACACGCUAAAUGAGCAAACCAGCGAGGAAGGAGAAACAGAGAUAGGAUCCAGGCAAGAAGAAGACGACAUAGAGGAUGAGGGAAGUAGUAGUGGAGAAAAUAGUGCGACGGAAAGGCUAGUGCCACACCAGCUGAGAGAGCAGGCCGCUAGGCAUAUAGGAAGAAUAGGAAGGCAUUUCAAUAUACUUGAUAGGCUUUUUAAGAAACACACACAACAGUCUUCGGAUUUACAACAAGGGGCCAUGUUUGAUGGUGUGUUCAGUAAUUUGAGCGCAAAACCAGAUACCACGCAGGCCGAGCAUCGCAGCGAGCAAGAUAUACCACCCACGUAUGAUGAAGCAGCUGCUGAUAUGGCGCCCUCUUACUAUGGAAUGGACUUGAAUAAUUCGGAUAUAUACUACGAUGAAAUAUGCAUUGAGGGGCUCCCUGUAGGAAACAUAGCCAAUUUACUUUGGAACAUCAUUGUGAGUACGAGUUUCCAAUUCAUUGGGUUUUUGAUAACAUAUAUUUUACACACAUCACAUGCGGCGAAACAAGGUUCGAGAUUCGGACUAGGGUUAACGUUCAUUGGGUAUUGUUAUUCGAUGAUUCCUAAGAAUGUCACCUCAAAAGUCGGUAAAAAUAAAAGUUUAAAUAGAAUGGAAUUAUCGGAUCCAAACGAAUUUGAUAAUGUUCGUCUAAAUUCACAAUCAACGACGCAGGAUAAUUUCGAAUCACAUCUAAAUCAUGGUUUAGAUGAAGAAAAGCAAAACACGCCGUGGUUGGCUGUCCUUGUAGGACUUCUAGGUGCAUUCAUUACUCUUAAGAGUAUAUAUGACUACAUUCAAGUUAAAAAAAUGGAGAGAAAGUAUCUCAACCAGGGUCAAAACCAAGCAUAG